This is a messenger RNA of Paramecium sonneborni, 2180 nucleotides long. The record is from the annotation of a GenBank genome assembly. Lineage: Eukaryota; Ciliophora; Oligohymenophorea; Peniculida; Parameciidae.
AUGAAAAGGCAUAGUAUCGGAAAACGAUUUAAAAAGCUUAAGGGAAUGAAUAAAGCUGAUCCUGAUGCGAUUAUACCAGAAACUCCAAAAUUAAUAGAAGAUUUUAUAGAAUCUCUAAAUUAAUAAGGAGCUGUAAUAAACAAAGUUAAAUAUGCAAUUUUUUAAACAAAAAAUGGUUUAAAAUACCCAGGCCUUAUUGGUAUUUAAUGAUUAUAAAUCUAGCAACUGAGACUAUUGUACCAAAUGAUAAUCUUGUCACUCUUCCAAGAGAAACACUACUUACUACUAGAUAGGCAUUUGAGUCCCCUUUAAAACCUAUGUUUCUAGAAUAUCCAUAAAUUUUUAGCCCUCAAUUUAUACCUUCAUGGCAAUAUAAUAUAAUUCUAACAUUUUUGCUUUAUGAAUAUUAAAAAGGUCCUGAAUCAAAAUGGCAUCUACUUAUUAAUAAUUUUCCUAAGGAUAUAGAUUAUGCAGUAUAUUGGAAAUCUGAGGAUUUAGAAUUGUUAAAAGAUAAAUAUAUGGUAAAGCAUGCUAAAACAAAGAAUGGAUAUCUUAUUGCCACAUUUUAAAGUAUUUAAUAUAUUGCAAGUAAAUUCCCUUCUCUCUUUAAACCAAAAAUUGUAACAUUAGAAAAUAUUAUUUGGAUUCACACAAGUAUUGUUACAAGAUGUUUUGGAGGUUAGGGUUUAAAGUAUGUUACUAUGGUACCAUUUUGUGAAUUAUUUAAUCAUGAGAGUGCUGAUGUUUGUUAUGAUCUUUAAUAAAAUGAUGGAAGUACAAAAUAUGGUUAUGAGUUUAUGACAUAAAAAUUAGUUAAAGGAUAAAAAGAUGAUGAUGAAUUAUCAAUUGAUUCUUUUGAUAAUUCAUAACAUUCAGAAGAUGAUAUUAGUGAUUCUGAAUAUAUCACUGGAGAUUAUAAUGAAUAUCAAGAAUUUGAUUUUGAUGGAUUUACAAAUAAAAUAACUAACCAUUUUUAAGAAAACUUGAAAAAAAUACCUUCAAUUUAAGAAUAAUAACAAUUAUAUACAAAAAUGAUGAAAGAAUUUAAUAUUAAAUUCAAUAUUUAAAGAGAUGUUUUCUAAUUAGCUAUUGAUUCUAAAGCAAUCUUAUUUCAAAACCUUGAUUUUGGAGAUAAUUUUUCUAUCUUGUUUUUAGGCUAUAUUUUCUAUGCCUUAGAUACAUCCAUAAAAGAUUAUUUUGAUGAAAAUAUAUCUUCAUUUUAAGCUAGAUAAAUUUUUGAAAGAAUCAAAAAUAUUUGUACUACAUAUUUAGAUAAUUGGUACACCUUUAAUAAUGUUGUCAAGAAAAAUCCAAUCUAAAAAAAAAUUAAUUUUUUUGCUUAAAAAAUUGGAUAAAAACCAACCAAAAUCAUUCCAACUGUUGAAUUAUUGUUAUCGAAGCCCAUAGAUCGAAGCAAAGAUUAUUAUAAAAAUGUUUGGGAGAAGGAAAAUUUUAAAAAUCUACUUAUGAGAACUAGAGAUUACUUUGAAAAAGGAUCUCAGGUUUAUUUUUGUUAUAGUCAAUUAUCAAACAGAUAGAUGAUCCUCAAAUAUGGAAUGGCAUUGGAAUACAAUAAAUUUAAUAGUGCUUUUUUGAGAGUUGAAUAUUUUGAAUAUCUUAAUAAAAAGUAAGCCAAAUGGUUAGCACAUCAAUUUAAAUUAGAUAAAUAUAAAAGAUUUAAAUUAAAAUUUAUAAAACCACCUUAUGAAUUAAUUAUUUUCUGUAAAUUAGUUUAUUGGUAAUAUAUAAGUUAAAAUCUAUUAGGGAUUUGAAUGUUUAAUCUGUAGAUACUAUAUUUUAAAUCUAAGAUUUAUAAUUAGAAAAAUAAGGAUUAUCUUUAGCUCUUACUAUUCUUGAAAAAGAAAAUUCUUAAUUUACAGAAAAAAUUGAAGACCUUGAAAAAUAACUCUUUGACAAAUCCUUAGGAUAUCAUGAAUAUUUUGCAUUAGUUUACAGAUUAGAAAGAUUAAGAAUCUAUAAUUAUAAUAUUAAGUAAUUUAUUGCAUUUAAUUAGUCUAAUCAAAAUUAUGAUAGUAGUUCUUGACAAAAUAAUGAAAGGAGUUCAAUUUGAAAAAGCUAUUGAAAAAACAGAUUAUGAUUUUGAUUUUUACUAAACUAAUCGUUACACUUUAAAGAGAUACUUUGAUGAAUUGAGAUGUGUUAUAAAUAAAUCUAAAUGA